GCGCGUUAGGCCCCGCCUUCUGCCACGUCCGUGCGGCGCCUGCGUGCGAGCCGGUGUGAGCGGCGGCGCGGCCUCGUGCGCUGCGCUGUGCGGGCGGGUUUCCCGAAGCUGCCCUCUCUCUGGGGCGCGGGUGCCGCAGCUGCGCCGAGCAGGGGCUGCGCUCCGCCUUCUCCUGCAAGCAUCCCCCCGGAAAAAUGCGUUCUUCUUCCUGACGUUGAACGGAGCUGUCCAGCAGCCGGCGACCACCGUGCCUGUGACGGGGCCGCCGAUUUGGAGACAGCACCUCUUGCCGCCAUGCUGCCGGUAGCGACCGCGAUGCCCGACGACACGCCGAUGUUUGACCCGAGUAUUCUGCAUGAGCUUGACUGGAGCGAGAACACGACGAUAUUUUCUCCUUCUAUUUCUCCUUCGGAGCCAGGGGACGGGCUGGUAAUGAGACCGCUGUGCACAGCCGACUUAAAUCGAGGCUUUUUCAAGGUCUUGGGCCAGCUGACUGAAACUGGAGUUGUGAGCCCGGAGCAGUUUAUCAAAACCUUUGAGCACAUGAAGAAAUCUGGAGAUUACUACGUUACUGUCGUUGAAGACACCAAUCUUGGCCAGAUCGUUGCUACGGCAACGCUGGUUAUAGAACAUAAGUUCACUCACUCCUGUGCAAAGAGAGGGAGGAUAGAAGACGUAGUAGUAAGCGGGGAGUGCAGAGGAAAGCAGCUCGGUAAACUAUUAAUGUCCACUCUUACAUUGCUAAGUAAGAGACUGAACUGUUACAAAAUCACACUCGAGUGUCUGCCAAAAAACGUGGCCUUCUAUAAGAAGUUUGGCUAUUUGGUAUCCGAAGAAAACUACAUGUUCCAACGGUUCUUUAAUUAAGAACUUCUAGCACUGUUUUUGUAAAGACUGUUGGUGGGGGAGCUUGUGGUACAUUCUCUUCAUGAAAAGUUUCUAUAGUCUAUUGCUGCAAAUAUAACGAUCCCUAUCAAUACUGAACAUCAAACGUGUAAAUUCUGCAAAAAAAAAACAAAAGGCAACUUACUGAUGUGCAUAAAGGGUUCUCUGGGUUAGCUCUUAGAACUAAUUUUUACUACUGUUCAGUCCAAGUGAAGCUUUUUUUUUUUUUUGUUCUAGCUGAGUUACAAAGGACUCUUGUUAAAAGGGAUGGUUUUUAACCAAAGGUCUAUAUUUUUAUCUCAGAAUUUUUUCUUGCAUUGUAUUUUUCUAAAGGUUUGCGCUUCUUUUCUUGGCAGCCAAAGUACAGCUUGUGGGGUUGUGCUCCUGGCUGUGCUUCACUGAAGGAUGAUGUAGCUGGGGUAGGGAUGCUUCUCGUAUGCAGUUAGUAAUCCAGGGUGGGCAUUUGUUCUGUUCUUUCCAUGAAACCUCACUGAAGUGCUGUUGAUGUUAGCGUACCUGACGUUCUCUAGGCUCCUAUUCUCUCAACUGAAUUUGUUGCUGUGGUUACAGGGAAGGCCCUUAUGGGCUCUGUGAAAGCUGAUGUUUUGGAGCCUACAUGGAUGCGUAGUCCUAAAUGCGGGGACCCUGCACUUUAGCUGCUAAUGAUCUGAAAACAUAUCCAUUAUGUUUUAUGACAAACCAACCCAUGGUUUGCAGCAGGACAGAGGAAGCUGGAAUGUCUGACAGGCAGAAUACACCUCAUGUGUAGUGGGCUUUUACUAGUACUCAAUGGCAACGCUAAUGCCCGUGUCUGCAGGAAGGUACUAACCCAUUCAGCUUCACCCGACGCAUCCAACCAACUUGCUGUACUUGAACUCCUUGGGGCCAGUUCAGCUCUGGUUGUGCUGGUAACCACUUCUACCUACUGCAUUUCAAACCAGCACAGGCUCAUUGCUGCUUGGCAGCAUCCCUCUGCUGUAACAUCAGAUACACCAUUUUAGCACUUUUGCCCCCCCGGCGGCAAGCAAAUAACAUACAAAGCCCUCCGUUCAACAGGAGUGUUUUGUGCAAGGAGAGUGACAAAUCCCCCAUCCAUGAAUAGGGCAUUAUGAGCACGUGGAGCUUGGCACGGAGCAGCCAGUCUCGUCGGUGAGCAGCUAGGCCUUCCGAAACGUUCUUUCGUUGUGGUGUGGAGAGCUCCUUUAAGCUGUGUGUGUGUGUGGGGGGGGGGUUCUAUUUAAUGUUCCUGAUGGUACUCCACUCAAUCUAGUGUUCCCUUGGUAAUGUCUGUUUUAUUUAUUGAUUAUUUUUUAAAAAAAAAAGAUCUUUGUUUAAGCUGAAUAAAUUAAGACUGCCAACUCUA
Molecule: messenger RNA, 2248 nt
Organism: Numida meleagris (helmeted guineafowl)
Lineage: Eukaryota; Metazoa; Chordata; Aves; Galliformes; Numididae
Gene: GNPNAT1
Product: glucosamine-phosphate N-acetyltransferase 1
Exons: 7
Coding region: 295-867 (190 amino acids)
Biological process (GO): UDP-N-acetylglucosamine biosynthetic process
Cellular component (GO): Golgi apparatus; endoplasmic reticulum-Golgi intermediate compartment; endoplasmic reticulum
Molecular function (GO): monosaccharide binding; glucosamine 6-phosphate N-acetyltransferase activity
Source: RefSeq, a predicted model, not a curated record